GCCCGUGUCACCAUUGGAUGACAUUUCUCUCCUGCUGGCCGGGACUAUAAAAAUAUACUGAAACCCGUUCCUGAAGGUUUAUAGUUUCUCUUUAUUUAUCCCACAUACACUCAUAAUAAUGUCGGCCAUUGCUCAAGGAAUCAAAGAAUUAGUGAAAAAGUCUAUCGCCGAAAACCCUGUCAUGGUUUUCAGCAAGAGCUAUUGCCCUUAUUGCACAGGUGCAAAAGAUCUAUUCGACGAUCUCUCGGUAAACUACAAGGCACUUGAACUCGAUAUUCGGGACGACGGUCCCGAUGUACAAAAGGCACUUUUUGACCUGACCGGACAAAAGACAGUGCCCAACGUAUUUGUCAAUAGCAAACACAUUGGUGGUUACAGUGAACUUGACGAAGCAUACAAGAGUGGCAAGCUUGAGGCUCUUCUCAAGGAAGCUGGUAUCAAGCAAUCGAAAUUGUAA
Messenger RNA from Zychaea mexicana, 457 nucleotides. RefSeq names its product glutaredoxin. The record is from RefSeq and is a predicted model, not a curated record. The coding region runs from base 119 to 457 and encodes 112 amino acids. Gene Ontology annotation, molecular function: glutathione disulfide oxidoreductase activity. The transcript is spliced from 2 exons. Gene Ontology annotation, biological process: cellular response to oxidative stress. NCBI's taxonomy places the organism in Eukaryota, Fungi, Mucoromycota, Mucoromycetes, Mucorales, Lichtheimiaceae. Gene Ontology annotation, cellular component: cytoplasm.